Sphaerulina musiva SO2202 is the source of this 846-nucleotide messenger RNA. RefSeq lists its product as uncharacterized. Gene Ontology annotation, molecular function: oxidoreductase activity. The annotation marks the transcript as partial. The record is from RefSeq and is a predicted model, not a curated record. Lineage: Eukaryota; Fungi; Ascomycota; Dothideomycetes; Mycosphaerellales; Mycosphaerellaceae. The transcript has a single exon.
GGUUUAGUCAAAGCGUUGCGCGUUCCGCGUGUGAUGGUCCCGACGAAGGUCAGAGACGUCCGUGGUUUCGAAGCCGACUUCUCUCUCGACAAGCAAGGAUUCCAGUGGGUGCAAUGGCCUGCAGCCUUGAACACAUGGGACAAUGACGCGGAGAUUGAGCGCUUAUACUAUCCAGACAUGGAGUCUCUGCUGAAGAAGGUGACGGGCGCGUCGCACGCCUAUGUCUUCAAUCACGUCUUGCGAGGGGAAACCUGGUCGGCCAUCAUGAAAGAUAUCGAGAACUUCAAAGACGAAGACAUCGAGUUCCGCGCAGCUAAUAAUUGCUACAUCCACUGCGACUACUCGUAUCAAGGAGCGGAACAGUUUUAUGAUCGGAUUGUGGCGAAUGGCAGAAGGGAUGAUCUCAAACCACUAGCGGUCAGCCCUCGACGUCGCUGGGCUCUGAUCAAUCUCUGGAGACCCCGGCAGCCCGUGGAGCGCGAUGCUCUCUGUGUGGCAGACGCACACAGCAUCACCGACGAUGAGCUCGCAGAGCAGACCAUCAAGUGGAUGAAGGCCGAGGAACUCACGGAGGAGCAGAAGAAACAUCCGUACAUUCACAAGUAUCAGGCGGGCGCCCCAGACACAUAUCUCUGGGCAGUGAAGCCUCCCACCGAUCCAGAGAAGCACAAGUGGUACUAUGCGUCGAAGAUGACACCCGACGAGGUGUUGCUCUUCAAAAUGUACGAUUCCAGGAAUGAUGGUCGCGCGAAGAGGGUGCCGCAUACAUCAUUCCAGUGCGCUUCGGACAGCGGUCCGGCACGAGAAAGCGUAGAGCUCAGAGCCUUUGUCUUCUGGGAGGAUCAG